AUGGCAUCCCCCCCGAUGCAAGACCGCCAAGAUUCGACCUGUCCCAUAUCUGCUGACAACUCUUCCAAAGACUCCACGUCAGGUUCCAAGACUUCCAACACCCCCAACACCGCAAAGUCCAACAAGUCUGAUCAAAGCGCUGCCCUGCCAGUGCUCAUGUCUUUGGAUCGCGAGAAGGUCAUGAAAUGGGCGGAAGAGCUUCAUGGUUCAGAAGAAGAAAGUGUUGACCCGACCGAAGAAUCUGAUGAGAACGAAUGCAUUGGAGAAGCCCACAAGCCAGCCGAAGAAUCCGAUACAGGCGAAUACAACGGGGUGGCUAAUCAGCCGAUCGAGGAAAAAUACAGGGGAAAAGUUGAAAGCUUGAUUGUUAGCGAUUGCAGUAACAGUGAUGGCGGAGUCGAGCUCUAA
Molecule: messenger RNA, 408 nt
Organism: Fusarium coffeatum
Lineage: Eukaryota; Fungi; Ascomycota; Sordariomycetes; Hypocreales; Nectriaceae
Exons: 2
Coding region: 1-408 (135 amino acids)
Source: RefSeq, a predicted model, not a curated record